This is a messenger RNA of Larimichthys crocea (large yellow croaker), 4049 nucleotides long. It is a transcript of the gene dnajc5ab, whose product is annotated as DnaJ (Hsp40) homolog, subfamily C, member 5ab. Gene Ontology annotation, cellular component: presynapse; intracellular membrane-bounded organelle; membrane. The transcript has 6 exons. Gene Ontology annotation, biological process: regulation of synaptic vesicle cycle. The record is from RefSeq and is a predicted model, not a curated record. NCBI's taxonomy places the organism in Eukaryota, Metazoa, Chordata, Actinopteri, Sciaenidae. The coding region runs from base 423 to 1013 and encodes 196 amino acids.
CGUGCACGCGCAGAGUGUGAGUGGGUGGGAGAGGGUUUCAGGCGCGCGGCCGCUCUCGAGUGCACAGAUUGACAUCUCGCUCGCGCUCCCUCCUGCUGUGUGUGUGUGUAUUUGUGUAUAUGUGUGUAUUUGUGUGUGUGAGUGUGUAGCCGUGGACCUCCGGGAACUACAGCGGGUCUGGAUGGUUCAGAGCCGGGACGCGAAGCUCAAACCGGGGAUGAGAGAAUUAUAAAAUAAAUAAAUAAACAGAGUCAGACUGAGGAGGAAAACAAACAGCAGCCGUCACGCAGCGCGGGAACAAACACGGACACGACUUCACGUGAACUCCCUGACUACCUGAGGCUGAGCUCGAGCUGCACGCGCUCAGUGGCGCUCAGGUGAGAGGCUGAGAGAGUGAGAGAAGACAGACAGACAGAGAGGCCAUGGAGCAGCAGAGGCAGAGAUCUCUCUCCACAUCCGGAGACUCGCUGUACGUCGUGCUGGGAGUCGACAAGACCGCCACGCCAGAGGACAUCAAGAAAUGUUACAGGAAACUGGCGUUGAAGUUUCACCCAGACAAGAACCCGGACAAUCCAGAGGCGGCGGACAAGUUCAAGGAAAUCAACAACGCCCACUCCAUCCUGAGCGACGCCACCAAGAAGAACAUCUAUGACAAAUACGGCUCGCUGGGCCUGUACGUGGCCGAGCAGUUCGGAGAGGAGAACGUCAACACCUACUUUGUUCUGUCGAGCUGGUGGGCGAAGGCCCUGUUCGUCUUCUGCUGCCUGUCCACAGGCUGUUAUUUCUGCUGUUGCCUGUGCUGCUGCUGUAACUGUUGCUGCGGUAAAUGUAAACCUCGGCCGCCCAUGGACCAGGAGCCCGAGUUCUACGUGUCCCCCGAGGACCUGGAGGCCCAGAUGACCGCUGAGGAGAGAGAUGGCGGUGACCCGAUCGUGAUGCAGCCGUCCUCCGCCACAGAAACCACCCAGCUCACCUCUGAUGCCCACCAAAGCUACAGGACCGAAGCAUACUAAACACACACACACACACACACACACACACACACACACACAAACAGUUCCACCACAAACAGGACUGAAUCACAUACUGCACACACACACACACACACACCUUUCAUGUCAGUUCAUCUGUUAUUUUCCCGUCAUCUUCAGCAUUAAUGAAUAGAUCACACACACACACACACACACACACACACACACACACACACACUACAUUCAGCAUGAACUCGACGGCUCAGACCAAACCUUGUGAGGAGAGAAGGAGGAGGACGAGUGAAGGAGACGAAACAGACGCAAUGUUUUAAAUCAAAGUAAUUAGACGCAACAAGACGAGACAUGAGCGAUCAUGUGACAUCACGGGGCGAUCAUGUGACAUCACGGGGCGAUCAUGUGACAUCACGGGGCGAUCAUGUGACAUCACGGGGCGAUCAUGUGACAUCACGGGGCGAUCAUGUGACAUCACGGGGCGAUCAUGUGACAUCACGGGGCGAUCAUGUGACAUCACGGGGCGAUCAUGUGACAUCACGGGGCGAUCAUGUGACAUCACGGGGCGAUCAUGUGACAUCACGGGGCGAUCAUGUGACAUCACGGGGCGAUCAUGUGACAUCACGGGGCGAUCAGGGCGUUUUUCUGACCCAAAACAUCAAAAACAUUCUGUGGGAUGAUCUAAAAAGGACGAGCCAGAGACACUUUCAUCAAUAACAAAAUGAGAAGAGGUCUGCACCUAAAACUGAGACCAGACAGUAUACAGUCAGCUUAGUUUUACAGAUGAACUCUUUGUGCUUCGUCACACUUUAUUAGAGGACGUCUGUCUUCCAGCUCGUGGUCUUUGUGGUCAAACCUCGACCUGUCCUGUCUGUAGUUUUCUGCGCCUCACAGGUGUUAACUCCAAAACUACAGACUGUAGAACAACUUUGAUUUGUCUGACUCCGUGAGGACGAGUUAAGACAUUUUUAGGUGACCAUUAAAAACUAAAUGUUGGGGAGAUGAUUCUACUUUUCAUCCGCAGUCUGUGAGAUGUAAAUUUCCUCAUGUCUCCCCACGAGCUGUCUGCAUGCAGCCUAAAGUUUAUCAGAACGAAGCUCUUCAACUCAGACAUCUAUAAAGUCUAAUGUGUUUAAGCUGAGGAACGAGCUUGGUAAAAUCAUCAGCUCACAAUAUUUUCAUACCGACAGUUGAGACACAAACGGUCUCCUUUUAGCUCGCUGGGAAACACUUGUCGAAGCUCCUCUGUCAGCCUGGCGCUCGCUGGAAGGAGGUCAGACAUCCAGCCUAUAUGUUCAGUCAGCAGUUAAAGGCGGAGGCGGGGGGGCGGGUGUUUAUUUGUCCUCAACACCCUCGUGAACAACACGAAGGGAACAGCUCUCCGUAUGCGGAGGGCAGCUCACACUUCAACAGGUGCCGCGCCGCCUCACUUAACGUUUUCUGACUUUUAUCCUGAAGUCACUUUCCAAGUUUCUCUGUGGCUGCAAUCCUGCAGAGAUCCGUGAACUCGUUCUUUAUGAUAAAUGUAGCAGGCAGCUGUCAGCACGUCAUACGAGGCUCCGCCUGAAACGGUUCAUCGACCAGACGGAAACGUUUUCACAACGUUGUGAGAUGCUGGAAAUCCUGCAGCUGCUGCUGGGACUGACUCCUAAUCAGCGUUGGCACCCGUGACCAUGACUGAACUCUGACCAUGUCGUCUAAAACGAGUCAUGUUGCUUCAGUCUCUCAGUUUUUCAUUAAUUAGUCACAUUAAACGCGACGUAUUGUAGAUUUCCUGUCGUCCUCCUCUCCUUCUUUUCUCCUCCACACAUGAAGAUUCACAUUGCAGUGUCCCUCAGCUCUCCAGUCCAGUGUUAUUAGUUAGAGGCAUGAACACACACACACACACACACUGAUUGAGCCCCUUGAUUAUUUUUUUUCUUUGUUUUUAGUUUUCAUUUUGUUUCGUGAGAACGUAAAGAUGCUGUACGUGUCGUGUAAACUUUAUGUUUUAGAUUUUGCGUCACUGUAUUUCUUUGAGUUGGUCAGAAAUCUUCAGUUCGUCUCCGUAGAGCUGCUUUUCAUCGUUUUUUCUUAUUUAUGUUUAAACGAAGGGACAGUACCCAAAUCCAAAGUCUUAUCUGUGCACGUGACGGCAGUUUUCUAGAGCAGUUUACAAUCACACCCGAUUAGAAAGGGUCUAAUUCUCCAGGAUAACACUUGUAGUUCGUCUUUAUUUGUCAACCAUGAGUAGCUCUGCUUUAGUAGAAACUACAGAAACACUGUGGUUGUUUGUGUCGACGAUUUGAUUUUUUGUACAAAAGGAAACAAAAAAAAAAACACCCGACUAAUUUAUUCACACUACUUUCUUUAAUUUCUCAAUCAAAAACACUUGUGUAUCCAUACAUAUCAAGAGAAAGUGCAAUGAGCUGAAUAAGUCUCCACUUUCAAUCGAUCAUUUUAAAUCUGCAGUCCUAAAUUAGCCCUAUCCUUAAGUCAUCACCGUCACGUACGAACACGAACACUCGAGGAUUCUAAAGAUGAUUUGAUGAUCUGUUUUAACCACCACUUCAUCAGUUUGUCUUCAUGUCAUGUGACCACUGAAACCACUGAGAUCCCGUCGUUCUUCCUCUCCACUUUUUAUUCACCUUUUGACCAAACAUGCAACAAACAGUGAGUGAGUGAGUGAAUGCGUGAGUCUAAACGCUUCCAAUGUUAGAUCUAAAACAAAGACAUAAAUAACAAGAACUGAUGUAAGUGUGAAUAUAGCGACCAGAUGAUGAUGAUGAUAAUAAUAUUGAAGCAUUAUUUUAUUUAUUUUAUUUUUCUUAUGUUUUUAAAUAAUUGAUUAACAGCUAGCCAGUAUGUUGAAGGGGAUGUAUAGAAUUUUAGAUGUGAACCGUCUUUUGACAGUGAAGUGUCAAAAGACGGCCGACCUGCUUGUACAUACACGCAGUGGCACAGUACAUAGAGACGUAGAAGGUUUUCUGUUUUUAGCAUGGACUGGUCAUGUUUGCGUCUGUCAGGCAGACGUGUGGGUAAAUGAAGUAUGUACUGUUGUAAAAUAAAUGUUUCUGUUGCUUCGGA